Anguilla anguilla (European eel) is the source of this 3923-nucleotide messenger RNA. It is a transcript of the gene nlgn1, whose product is annotated as neuroligin 1. NCBI's taxonomy places the organism in Eukaryota, Metazoa, Chordata, Actinopteri, Anguilliformes, Anguillidae. Gene Ontology annotation, molecular function: neurexin family protein binding; signaling receptor activity. The transcript is spliced from 8 exons. The record is from RefSeq and is a predicted model, not a curated record. Gene Ontology annotation, biological process: chemical synaptic transmission; presynaptic membrane assembly; modulation of chemical synaptic transmission. Bases 1047 to 3623 code for a protein of 858 amino acids. Gene Ontology annotation, cellular component: synapse; postsynaptic specialization membrane; cell surface.
GCAGAAUCUAGCACCAGUUUGUCACUGGCGGCGAAGAGAUGCUCUUCAGUUUGAUAGGUGUAUGCGUGCCGUUAAUAACUACACAGAAAUUUGGAAUAUAAAUAGUUUGCCGGGGUAUGUUUUCACAGGAUCACGACGACGUUUCAUCGCAUCAUUACCACAAGCCUUAUUUAGAUCUCUCCCUUUAAACGUCAGAUCUGACGCGCUCCCUCUUCGGACCGCUCUCCGCCGCCUGCGCGCGGCAUUUCUGCUACUCACCAGCAAAUACGGAGCAACUCAUUUUCACCGCAGGAACCCGGAGAGAAGCCGCUACCGCAGCCUGAUAUUUUUAAACUUUGAACCGGGAGAGCGACUGUGUCCAACGACUGCGCGUUUCCAAAGAGGACAGGGAGACAUGUGUCACUUUUCGCUUGUGUCACAGGCGACCAAGCCGCACACACGCAGACAGGCGAAAACUGCCCAUUGCUAAUGGUAUCAGGAAGUCUUGACGGCUCAAACGGAGAACGGGCAAAAUCUUUGCCAUUUCACUCCCUGCCCCCGAUAACACAGGCCACUUCAAUUAGGCAGUUAUUGUGUUGACCAUUUUCGGGAUGUCUUGCCUUUCAAAUUACAAAAGAGAUACCACAACGAGGAUUUCCAUCUGAAGCGUGAAUGUGAGCUGCAACCAAGGUCAAGAUUUUCGGAUCAGGACCCAGACGCUGCGGCCGCUCGGCGGGGCUCUGACUCAUCGGCGGGACGGGAGCGGCGGAUGGCGGCGCUGCCGGCGGAGUUGGCGGGAUGGGCCGCGGGGCUGCUGAUGGCGGGGCGCGGCCGGGCCGGCGGCGGCCAGUGAAGACGUCGCCUGCGCGGGAGUGAAGAGCUGAUGGGAAAUACUGGCCAUGCGAAAGCGCCUCUGAAGGUUUUGACAGCCACGCCCUGUGGAGGUUUGAUACCGUGCGGCGGAUCCCCCCCCCCCCCCCUUGCGUGUGGAUAUAAUCGGGGGUUUCUGCGGGGGCUUUUUGAGCUCCUGGUGCGACCGUGGUUCGGAGGCGGCGGGAGGCGGGAACAUGUGGGCGCGGUGGGCGUGGAGGGCGGGCCGGGUGUGGCUCCGCCCGGGCGCGGCCCUGGCCCUCUACCUGUGGAUAGCGGGCGUGGCUCUGCAGGCCCCGCCCUGGAACCCUGAGAAGCUGGACGAGUCGGACCCCGUGGUGAGCACCGUGUACGGGAAGCUGCGCGGGUUCAAGAAGGAGCUCACCAACGAGAUCCUGGGCCCGGUCAUCCAGUUCCUGGGGGUGCCCUACGCGGCGCCCCCUACUGGCGAGAGGCGCUUCCAGCCCCCGGAACCGCCCGUCUCGUGGCCGGACGUGCGCAACGCCACGCAGCUGGGGCCGGUCUGCCCCCAGACCAUCCUGGAGGGCCGGCUGCCGGACGUCAUGCUGCCCGUGUGGUUUACAAACAGCCUGGAGGUGGUGAACUCCUACGUGCAGGACCAGAGCGAGGACUGCCUGUUCUUAAACAUUUACGUCCCCACGGAGGAUGUAAAAAGAAUGUCCAAGGAAUGUGCCAGGAAACCGGGCAAGAAAAUAUGUAGGAAAGGAGGUCCCCUUACAAAGAAACAGAACGAUGAUUUAAGUGAUAAUGACGGUGCUGAGGACGAAGACAUCCGCGAGAGCGGGAGCCCCAAGCCCGUCAUGGUCUUUAUUCACGGGGGCUCCUACAUGGAAGGCACCGGAAACAUGUUCGACGGCAGCAUCCUGGCCAGCUACGGCAACGUCAUCGUAAUCACCGUCAACUACCGGCUCGGAGUACUGGGUUUUUUAAGUACAGGUGACCAGGCAGCCAAGGGUAACUACGGGCUGCUGGACCAGAUCCAGGCCCUGCGCUGGACCAGCGAGAACAUCGCCUUCUUUGGGGGCGACCCGUUGCGCAUCACGGUUUUCGGGUCCGGGGCCGGCGCGUCCUGUGUCAACCUCCUGACCCUGUCCCAUUACUCUGAAGGUAACCGCUGGAGCAAUUCAACCAAAGGACUGUUUCAGCGCGCGAUAGCGCAGAGCGGCACGGCCCUCUCCAGCUGGGCGGUCAGCUUCCAGCCCGCCAAGUACGCGCGCAUGCUGGCCCGGAAGGUGGGCUGCAACCUGCAGGACACGGUGGGGCUGGUGGACUGCCUGCAGCGGAAGCACUACAAGGAGCUGGUGGACCAGGACAUCCAGCCCGCCCGCUACCACAUCGCCUUCGGGCCCGUCAUCGACGGCGACGUCAUCCCCGACGACCCGCAGAUCCUCAUGGAGCAGGGCGAGUUCCUCAACUACGACAUCAUGCUGGGCGUCAACCAGGGGGAGGGGCUGAAGUUCGUGGAGCUCAUCGUGGACAACGAGAACGGCGUGCAGGCCAACGACUUCGACUACGCCGUGUCCAGCUUCGUGGACGACCUGUACGGCUACCCCGAGGGCAAGGACGUGCUGCGCGAGACCAUCAAGUUCAUGUACACGGACUGGGCCGACCGGCACAACCCCGAGACCCGACGCAAGACGCUGCUGGCGCUGUUCACCGACCACCAGUGGGUGGCGCCGGCCGUGGCCACCGCCGACCUGCACUCCAGCUUCGGCUCGCCCACCUACUUCUACGCCUUCUACCACCACUGCCAGACGGAGCAGGUCCCGGCCUGGGCGGACGCCGCGCACGGCGACGAGAUCCCCUACGUCUUCGGCCUGCCCAUGGUGGGCGCCACCGAGCUCUUCCCCUGCAACUUCUCCAAGAACGACGUCAUGCUCAGCGCCGUCGUCAUGACCUACUGGACCAACUUCGCCAAGACCGGUGACCCCAACCAGCCGGUGCCCCAGGACACCAAGUUCAUCCACACCAAGCCCAACCGCUUCGAGGAGGUGGCCUGGACGCGCUACAACCAGAAGGACCAGCUGUACCUGCACAUCGGGCUCAAGCCUCGCGUCAAAGAGCAUUACCGUGCCAACAAGGUCAACCUGUGGCUGGAGCUGGUGCCCCACCUGCACAGCCUGAACGAGGUCACCCAGAUCAUCUCCACCACCACCAAGGUGCCCCCGCCGGAGGUCACCGCCAGGACGCCAAAGAAGAUGCCCGCCAACACCAAGCGGCCCAACCCCACGCCCUUCCCCACCGAGAACCAGGACAGCCAGAACCAGCCCUUCCUGGUGGACCAGCGCGACUACUCCACCGAGCUGAGCGUCACCAUCGCCGUGGGCGCCUCCCUCCUCUUCCUCAACAUCCUGGCCUUCGCCGCGCUGUACUACAAGAAGGACAAGCGGCGGCACGACGUGCACCGGCGGUGCAGCCCGCAGCGGAGCGCGGCCAACGACCUGGCGCACACGCAGGAGGAGGAGAUCAUGUCCCUGCAGGUGAAGCACGGCGAGCUGGAGCGGGGGGGCUGCGACGCCGGGCACGCCCACGAGGUGGUGCUGCGCUCCGCCUGCCCGCCCGACUACACGCUCGCCAUGCGCCGCUCCCCCGACGACAUCCCGCUCAUGACCCCCAACACCAUCACCAUGAUCCCCAACGCCAUGUCCGGGAUGCAGACCCUUCACCCCUUCAGCACCCCCUUCGCCCCCAGCGGACAAAACAACACACUGCCUCACCCCCACCCGCACUCACACUCCACCACCAGGGUAUAGCCAGCGGGACCUACGGCACACUCAACCCCCCCCCUGCCCCCCCCACCACCACCAAACUUACAAAACCCACUGAGACCCAAACGAGAUUCCAGGAACGUUUCUAGGUCCCGCAAACUACUUCUGAGGGGGUGGGGGGGGUGGCAGCUGGAAAUCUCGUUUAAGGUUCAAAGGGAGACUCAUCGUUUUAUAUUGUGUAAAAAAAAAAACAAAUAGAUACAAAAAUAUUGAAAACUAAAAUUUACAAAAACAAAUCGCGAAGGAUAGUUUUUUUUUUGGUCUCUGGUACCCUUGGGGAAAAAA